This is a messenger RNA of Lactuca virosa, 1146 nucleotides long. The record is from the annotation of a GenBank genome assembly. Lineage: Eukaryota; Viridiplantae; Streptophyta; Magnoliopsida; Asterales; Asteraceae.
CAGUACCCAACCACCAGUCUUUUUUGCUGUCUCUCCCCUUUCUCGCUCUCCGUGUUCGCCAUGUUCAAAACAACUCUGCGUACCGCCUUCGCUGCCAUUUUCUUUCUACUAACGCUUCUGAUCUCUCAAGCUCACGACAAUGGAGAAGGAAGAAGAAGAAGUAGAAGUAGAAAAUCAAACGAGUGCAAUUUGUUCAAAGGAAGCUGGAUUAUGGAUCCAUCGUACCCGAUUUAUAACGGAUCUGAAUGCCCCUUCGUAGACUCCGGAUUGAACUGUCAGAAGAACGGAAGAGAUGACACGAUGUACCUCAAGUUCAGAUGGCAGCCUCAUCGUUGUGCUCUUGCGAGUUUCAGCGGCAAAAGGUUUCUGAGGAGAAAUAGAGGCAAGAAAAUCAUGUUUGUGGGCGACUCACUGAGUUCAAACCAGUGGCAAUCACUCGCAUGCAUGCUUUACCACUCGGUUCCUUCCACUAAGCAUACUUUCACGCGUGAAGGACCACUCUCAAAUCUUUCAUUCCCAGAAUAUGGAGUUUCGGUUAUGUACUUGAAAAACGGGUUUCUUGUAGACCUUGUGGUGGAGAAAGAGAGCCGAGUUCUAAAAUUGGACUCGAUCAGUAGAGGAGGGAAAUGGGAGGGAGUAGAUGUUUUGAUCUUCAAUAGCUAUCAUUGGUGGACACACAGCGGAUCCCUUCAAACAUGGGAUUACUACCAAGUCGGGGAAGAGAUAUACAAAGACAUGGGACGAAUGGAAGCGUACAAGAUCGCUUUGACCACAUGGGCGAAAUGGGUUGACUCGAACAUUAAUCCUAACAAGACCCGAGUCUUUUUUCAAGGGAUCUCUGCCAUUCACGAUGAGGGCAAAGAUUGGAAUGAGCCAAAUGUUCGGAAUUGUGAAGGGCAAACCCUACCUAUUCAUGGAUUUCAUUUUCCCGGGAAAAGAUACCCGGGGCAACACGUUGUGAAGGGCGUUUUGGUCAAAAUGAAAAAUCCAGCUUAUUUAUUGGAUAUAACGCUUCUAACCCAACUAAGAAAAGAUGGUCACCCGUCCAUAUACGGUGAUGAAGGUCGAGAUUGUAGCCAUUGGUGCCUAGCUGGGGUUCCCGAUACUUGGAAUCAAAUUUUGUACAAUAUUUUGCUCAAAAAAUAA